This is a messenger RNA of Penaeus monodon (black tiger shrimp), 1733 nucleotides long. Its product is annotated as protein Star-like. The transcript has 6 exons. Bases 188 to 1075 code for a protein of 295 amino acids. The record is from RefSeq and is a predicted model, not a curated record. NCBI's taxonomy places the organism in Eukaryota, Metazoa, Arthropoda, Malacostraca, Decapoda, Penaeidae.
UCUCUCUCUCUCUCUCUCUCUCUCUCUCUCCUAUCUUUUAUCCACGUUUAUCUCCAUUUAUUCAUUUAUCAUUAUCUUACUACAACCACCAUCUUUAUUCAUCUUAAUCCACCCCCGUUUUCCUCCAUACAGCGGAAGACUCGGCCUGGUAUUGUUGACAGCAAUAACGGUGCUUGUUCUCAAUACUAUGACUUUACUUCCGGUUCGGCCACGUAACGAUUGCGAUGCAGACUACAUACAACAGAUCUUGAGAGGGCCGCCACCCCAAGACGACCCUCAGCUGGUGAAGUGGGUCAAGAGCCAGCUGGUGGCGCCCUCUCGCCUCCCCUACAACCUCUCCUUCACUAUGUCCGGGAUGCAUAAGGAGACAGAGCUCAAGGGGGACAAAGCUGUGAUCAGCCCCUCGCAGGAGUUUAUUCUCGAAUAUGUUGAGGACAUGUUUGGCGACGAGCUGGUAUACCCUCGUCUGUUCCUCGAGGCUGGUGCUUACGACGGGGAAUUCCUCUCCAACACGCUGAACCUCGAGUAUGAGUUCAAGUGGCAAGGGAUCCUGGUGGAGGCUAACCCCGUUUUCUUCGAGCGACUCCUUAAGAAACACAGGAAGUCUUGGGCCAUUAACGCGUGUCUUAAUACCAAGCCCUAUCCAUCCCGGGAGGCCUUCAUGAUGGGCGCCGAGGACCCAAAGGACGUGAACAACAACCUAUACGGCGAAAUCUUUCCCGAAAUCGAGCAUCACAUCAGCCUCGGGUCGUCGCGUCUCGCCCAGUUCGACGACAAUGUCACGCAGAUGGAAGGCAGGACGGAGGUACAGUGCAUACCCCUCUACACCAUAGUCAGGGCCAUGGGCAUCACACACAUCGAUUUCUUGUCGCUAGAUGUAGAGGGGGCCGAACUUGGCAUUCUAGACACAGUGCCUUGGGAUAAACUCUCGUUCACGGUGAUGGCCAUUGAAUCGAAACAUCCAAAUCAGCUGAUCCCAUUUCUAGACGAGAAGGGCUACCAGCACAUUAAAAGCCGGGAAGCUGACCACAUCUUUAUCUCGAAGAAGAAUCUGGGGGAGAAAAAGACGAGAUGAUGCUGAAGAAGAAAUAUACAUGUAUAUUUAUGUCGUCUUUGUAGAAAAUAUUUUUUUCUUAGGAGAAUUAUUAUUAUUUCUUUUGGAUUGGUUGACUUUUGAGUUGUGCGAAAAAGGAUAUAGACGCAGUCGUGGAGACAUAAUACUUGUGUAAGUAAAUAAAAAUUAGAUGCUAACAUUUCAUGUUCUAGAUACCAGCCAGGAUUCUGUUCUCUCUCUCUCUCUCUCUCUCUCUCUCUCUCUUUCUUUUUCUCUCUCUCUCUCGUCCAAAAGAGCAAAUUAUGCCAUUUUUCACUACUCUUCAAAAUAAUUUUCCCGCCUUUGGAACAUAGUCACUACAAGAAAACAUGGUCGUGUCAAUAGGGAGCAUUAUUCUAUAUAUUCACGUAAUGACAUUUUCUCUGUGACUACUAUUCUUUUAUAUGAAUUUUGGAGUGAAGAGAAAAUCUAGAAUCUUCGGUUUUGCUAAACCAGCUGCGCUUUUUUUGCCUUCAUUUUUUCCUCUUGUUUUUUUCUCCAAUUAUCUUCUCCGCCUUUAAGGUAAUUCAAUUAUGACGCAAACACCUUUAAACUCUGCUUGUGGCUGUCUAUCUCUGUCUCUACCUCGUUCUCUCUUUCUCUUUCUCUCUCUCUCUCUCUCUCUCUCUCUCUCUCUCUC